UAGACUAGAUGCCUUGCAAAUGCCACAUCAUCAUGUUGGGAAACCUUUACCAUCUCUAUGAUGCACAUACACAUGAAGAUGGCAUAUGUAAGCCUUUCCUAUAAGAGCAGGAAGCUAGCGAGUGAGAGGAGCAACGUGUCUGUGUUUGACAGGAUCUAGAGUUUCUCUUUAUAGAGAGAUGGUUGAUAACAUAGGCAGCAAUUCAGAGGGAGAAGGGUUCAAGUACAAUUUUACGGCUGCAGGUGCUGGCAGUACCUCAGGUGAAGAUAUUGGGGUUAUCAAAGAGCAAGAUCGGUUGCUUCCAAUAGCUAAUGUUGGCCGGAUCAUGAAGCAGAUUUUGCCUCCUAAUGCUAAAAUCUCCAAAGAAGCUAAAGAAACCAUGCAGGAAUGUGUCUCUGAGUUCAUAAGCUUCGUUACAGGAGAAGCAUCUGAGAAAUGUCAAAAAGAGAAGAGGAAGACCGUAAAUGGUGAUGAUAUUUGCUGGGCUUUAGCAACUCUUGGUUUCGAUGACUAUGCCGAGCCGUUGAAGAGGUAUUUGCACAAAUACAGGGAACUGGAAGGAGAAAAAGCUCACCAAACUAAUAAGCCUAGUGGUAGUCAUGAUGAGGGGAAGAUUAAUGAAGAAAAUUCCAUCUAUGGAGGUCAUGACUCAGCUGACUCACCAAGGAAUCCUACCGUCCCUCCGUUGAAGUUCAAUGUGCUUGAGAGAAGUACUAAUAAUGGUUCAAUCUCUCGUAGAUUUUGAAUAUAUCAAGUUUGGUAAUGAAUUUUGGGUCUCUCUUCUUUAAAUAUGUUGACAGAGAUUUGAUUUUGAUUUUAGGAUUUUGUUAUGAUCACUUGUGUGGGGAACUUAAAUAUCUCUUAAUUUGAGUUUUUGUUCUUAAUUUGAUUGACUGUUGUAUCAGCUUAAUUAGUAAUUAUGUUAAAUUAGAACUAAUCUCUUUUGUA
Molecule: messenger RNA, 948 nt
Organism: Ziziphus jujuba (common jujube)
Lineage: Eukaryota; Viridiplantae; Streptophyta; Magnoliopsida; Rosales; Rhamnaceae
Product: nuclear transcription factor Y subunit B-1
Exons: 1
Coding region: 179-745 (188 amino acids)
Biological process (GO): regulation of transcription by RNA polymerase II
Cellular component (GO): CCAAT-binding factor complex; nucleus
Molecular function (GO): protein heterodimerization activity; RNA polymerase II cis-regulatory region sequence-specific DNA binding; DNA-binding transcription activator activity, RNA polymerase II-specific
Source: RefSeq, a predicted model, not a curated record